GUUUUUGAAGUGGUGGUGGGACUAUACCCGUUUUAUGCAAAAGUAAGUAUGACUGAUUUGAAGUGAAAUUUUUAUGCUUUUCAUUAAAUUGAGCAUGCCUACUUGAAAUUUAAUUGAUUAUCCUGAUGAUCUGAAAGUGAUUGGUGAAUUAUGGUUUUUUUUUUUCUGUUAACUUUUGCUUGUUUUGUCUCCAAUAUGGUCAUGUUAUUCGUGUGCCCGCUAGUGGGAGGUUUAUAAACGCUAGCACAAGUCGACAUGUUACUGAUAGAACUGGUUUGUUUCUGUUAUCCUGCUAGUGGGAGUAUACACUAGUAAAUCGUGUGCCUGUCAGUGGGAGGUUUAUAACACUGGCCAUGACCUAUAGAAGAGACGUCUAUUUCAUUCCCGUACUGUAUCUGUUUUUUGUGCUUACACUUGUUGGCAUGCUAUAAGUUUAAUAAGGGGCAUUCCAUAAUUUGCUUAUUGAGUUUAUCUCAUAGUUUUUCCUUGUCCACCAUUUCAGGAAGCGAAAUCGAGGACGGGGAAACCAGGGGAAGUGACGAGUUAGAAGGCUAGCCAUAUUGUAAUUGAACAUAGAUUUUAGAUAUAAAUCAUGAUCUUUUCUGAGCCUUGUGAAUUUGUGGGACCCUCUCAUGAGUGCACGGCGUUUGUUACACCUCGAAUUCAGAGAUCUUUUGCUAUUGAUCCUGUUGGUCUCUACAGCAUAGCUAGUUGAGAAUUUGCUCUGUUUGUCACAUAACCAGUGGAAGAUGGGCAACCCUCUACUUUGUAAGAGAUUCAAGGCUAUUUUAGCAAAUGUUGUGUGUUUUCUAGAUGCGUUUUAGGAGCUGGAUAACUUGGUAAUUUCGCUGCUCAUUAUCUUUCUGAAAGUGUUAUAGUGAAAUUUCACUUUUUUCAUUUGGAGCUUCAUGGUCUGUUCAUGUGGCUCAUUUUUCUAUAUUGAUUAAUCAAAAACAAUGAUCAAUUCAAUUGAAAUUACCAUGUUUUUGUGAAGAUUGGCAAGCUGUCAUAAAGUUAAACUCUCUAUUGUUGCUAAUCUCUACAUUCUUGAUGUUUGUUGAAAUUACUUGAAACUCCUAAAAUCCGUCUUGAAUCUUUCUUGAUAUUGCUUUGUACUUGCUCUUGAAACUUAAAUCCAAAAAUGGAUAAUGACUAUUGAAAUCCUCAUUAUCUUGAUACUUGUCUGAAACUAUUUCUUGAAACUGUUUCUGGCAUUGUGCUUGGAAUUGGUUCGUAAACCUUGCUUGAAAUUAAUUCUUGUUGGAAUCUAUUCUUGAAAAUCAAUUGAUAUUUGGUUUUUGGAAUCUAUUUUGAAUUGUCCUUGAAAACCAUUCUUGUCCUAACUCUUGCUCUUGCUCAAAUCCUGCAUAUUCUGCUAGUUCUUGUUUUAGUAUACUUCUUGAUGUUCUUGAUUUUUUAUUUUUGUUCAUAUGGACACCUCUUUAGGAGGGGUGACGGUUAUUAGAAGAUACCUAUAAGAGGCAUCCUCAUUCCUUGUUUCUUGCAAGUAUUCAUCUCUGUAUUCUUGAUGUCUAGGAUGACUUAAUUGUAAAUCUGCUUAGCCUCCAUGGGCUACAAGGUGAAGGGGUAGUCUUUGAAGUACCUGAUGCCCUAAAGAUUUGUUCCAAAAGAAAUGGUUCUUUUAUUU
Messenger RNA from Rubroshorea leprosula, 1648 nucleotides. The record is from the annotation of a GenBank genome assembly. NCBI's taxonomy places the organism in Eukaryota, Viridiplantae, Streptophyta, Magnoliopsida, Malvales, Dipterocarpaceae.